GCGGCCACUCCUAUUGGAUAAACACGCGGAAGUGAAGAACAGUCGAAGCUAAUAACAACUUCUCCUCCACCGUCGCUGCUGCUUUUGUUGUUGUUCUGGACCCUCUGGACCCUCUGGACCCAGACGGACCAUGGCGCUGCCGGCUCAGCUCAGAUCCAUCCAGCACCACCUCCGCACCGCGCAGGAGCACGAGAACCGGGACCCGGUGGUGGCGUACUACUGUCGUCUCUAUGCCAUGCAGACAGGUAUGAAACUGGACAGUAAAACACCAGAGUGCAGAAAGUUCCUGGUCAAACUCAUGGACCAGCUGGAGUCGAUGAAGCAGGAGCUCGGUGACAAUGACUCCAUCAGUCAGGAGGUUGUAGGAAACGCCCACAUCGAGAACUACGCCUUAAAAAUGUUCCUGUACGCCGACAACGAGGACCGAGCAGGACGGUUCCACAAGAACAUGAUCAAGUCCUUCUACACGGCCAGUUUGCUGCUGGACGUCCUGUCUGUGUUUGGAGAAUUAUCAGAGGAAAACAUUCAGCACAGGAAGUACGCCCGCUGGAAGGCCACGUACGUCCACAACUGUCUGAAGACUGGAGAGACGCCGGUUGCUGGACCCAUGGCCAUGGAGCAGGAGGACGGAGACACAGAUGAGUUUGGAGCUGCGGGUUACUCAGGUUCUGGCUUCACCCACAGUGGAUCCUUCAAAGGGGCUGGUCCUCCUCACCAGGACCAGGACCAGAGCUUGGAUCCAGGUGCCACCCCUGGGAUUGGGUUUACUGCGAGUCCAGGAUCGAGGCCGUCGUGUUCCUCCAACGUCAACAACAUCCACAUCCCACCAGGAGCUCACGCUCCAGCCAACACUCCGGCUGAGCUGCCGCCACCUGCAGCAGAGGGAGUUAAACCUGUGCCUUUACCUCGAUCAGUGACCUCUGACCCCUCACUGCAGGGUGGUGUCCACCUCACACCUGAAGAUUUCACCAAAGCUCAGAAAUACUGUAAAUAUGCCGGCAGUGCACUGCAGUACGAGGACGUCACCACGGCGAUUCAGAACCUGCAGAAAGCUCUGAGGCUGCUGACCAGCGGGGAAGAAUGAGCGCUCACACACACACACACACACACACGCGCGCGCAUGCUCGGUGAAGGAGACACUUCGCUGUGAAACAUGUUUUUUUUAUUAAAGAUUAUAAAAUGUCCACUUGGUGGCGCUACAUGAAGUGUGAUGUAAUGAAGUGUAAAUCAUGUGUUCAUCACAGCGCUCUUACUUCCUGUCGUCAGCAGGUGGCGCUGUGACUGCGAUCAUUAAAACAACAUCAGUGAAGAUUCAUCAAAGCAAAUAAAGAAACGAUUGGUGUGUGUGUGUGUUAUGUUCCUGACCUUUGACCUCAGACAGACUCAAUAAUCCCAUACUAAUCAAUGCUCUUAUUGAUCUCAGAUCAUAAACUGUGACAUCAGCGACAGUGUUAGCUGUUCUGGUGUUAGAACAAACGUUAGCUUAGCUGCCUCACGUUUAUCGUCUGUUUUUAAAAAAAGUGUUUUACGUGUUUUUUUUUCUCCGUUAAUUCGCAGCUUGUUGAGCGGAGGAAAAAGAAACGCGACUUUGUUGUUCAUUGUGAUGCUAGUGCGGUUUGCUAGCACUAGUGUAUUUCUACAGUCAGGCUUCAGUCCUGACGCGGUUUACUUCUGGUUCUUGUCUCAAUGUUCAUAAAGGUGGAGGAAAAUCAAACGCUAAUAUUUGACCUUAUUUAACUUUUCUCAGAACUUGUUUUUCUGUGAGUGAUUCGAAUAAAAUGUUGAAAAUGAA
Molecule: messenger RNA, 1792 nt
Organism: Solea senegalensis (Senegalese sole)
Lineage: Eukaryota; Metazoa; Chordata; Actinopteri; Pleuronectiformes; Soleidae
Gene: vta1
Product: vesicle (multivesicular body) trafficking 1
Exons: 8
Coding region: 131-1084 (317 amino acids)
Biological process (GO): late endosome to vacuole transport via multivesicular body sorting pathway
Cellular component (GO): multivesicular body
Source: RefSeq, a predicted model, not a curated record